Pieris brassicae (large cabbage white) is the source of this 1523-nucleotide messenger RNA. RefSeq lists its product as uncharacterized. The transcript is spliced from 2 exons. The coding region runs from base 5 to 1048 and encodes 347 amino acids. NCBI's taxonomy places the organism in Eukaryota, Metazoa, Arthropoda, Insecta, Lepidoptera, Pieridae. The record is from RefSeq and is a predicted model, not a curated record.
UGGCAUGUCGGUGAAAUCUCAAGACAUGUCUGACGGAAUGAACAUUGUGUACGCAACAACACUCGAUAACGUACCAGAUAUAUUCAACAUGCUGUCACAAAAUAGUCAGGGCGUUCCAGAACUGGUCAAUAUCUUUUGUAACGACGAAACACUUUCUGGGCUAUACAACGUAGUGCCUACGUCCCAAGAUCUCCCUGAAGCGUUAGACGUAGUUUCGACCACGUGCCAAGAAACUGCUGAUUUGCUAAACGUUAUGUCCUCGCAAGAGGCUCAGGAAAUACUGAAUGUGGUAACAACAUCACACCACGACUCGGACAUGUACAAUAUUGUAUCUAAUCCUCACGACAUUUCUGAAAUCUAUAUAGAGUCUGCGCCGUAUGAUGCGUACAGCACCCUCCCACCAACUCAAACACCUGAAUUGUACCAACCUAUGUCAUCUACAUCUCAACUGGUUCCUGAUGCAUACACGCGUAUGCUGUCUCAAGAUUUUUGCCAAGUUUCGAACGUCUCCUGCUCUAGAAUUGAUUCUCAAUCGAUACCGGUGCCGACUUUGCUGGAAGUCCCUGCACUCACAAGUAUUACUAAAAAACGAUCCACUUCCAAGCCAAUAGACAAGCAUUCGAAAGCUCACAGGUCUUCUAAUACUAAGGCUAAUUCGAAAGAUCACGCUAAACCUGCCGCACCCAUCGCUAUUGAUUAUUGUACUGAUCCAGAAAAGGCUAAGAGUCAGCUUAUUGAAUUGCAUAACGGGAAGAGGCUGUUGAUUGUGAACGAGUAUCCAUAUUACUUCAGACAUGUAUUGAAGACAUCUCCGUUGAAUCGUUGGUGUUGCAACAAAAAUUCCUGCAAUGCCUAUGUUCAUGCCACGCUCAAUGAUAAUAUUGUCGUUGCCUUCGGAGGUGAACGACACAAGCAUCUACCGUCUAAAUUCAAACAGCAAGAAAAUGGAACAUACAUAAAGGUGGCUGUAAUCCUCUGGCGCUUGGACGAAGAGGAAGACAGAUUUUCUAUUACAAAGGUUAUUCAUUUUACAAGCAGAAGGAUUUAAGCAAAUGCGGAGCUUCCAGGUGGAGAUGUACUCGCCAUAGUAGAGCGAAGUGCACCGCCUAUUUGCAUUUGGAUGACCAGCUUAAGGUCAUAUACGCACCUACAAUAUGCCAUACCCAUUAUCCACCGUUUAUGGCCAGGCCAAAAGUGGAAACGUUUUAUAUGUAACAAUCACCUUGUCGCCUAAUAUCAAAAUUCUCCUAUAUUAGCAAAGGAUUUUAAUCUAAGAAUAUAACGUCUCUACAAGUAUUUAUAUAUAUAAGCUGCUUUAUGUACCUCUGAAUGCUGAACAUACCUAGUUGUUAGCGAAAUUUUAAGAAUCGAGGCAUUCAUUCAACAUUCGUAUACAAAUAUCGUUUAUCACUUAUGUAUUGGAUUGUUUCGUUAAAUUGCGUAUUUAUUGACGAUUAUAUUUAUAAAUUUUGACUGAUUUUUUGAAGUGAAAUUAAUUUAUCUUAUCCGUAAGUAGGUCUGUG